AUGUCUGGGAUAAGACAAGAAAUGGAAUUGGUAAAAUAAGGAUCUAAAUCAACUAAAUCAAACAAAUAAGCAUUAAGACGAACUGGAACAAUUUUAUCUGAAAAAUCUAGUUCUUUUGAAGACAGUCGAGUGACUUUGUUACUAUUUGAAAAAUACCGAAUUGUUGAGAUGACUAGAUUUUGUGUUAUAUUUGCAUGCUAAAUCUUAGCUAUCUUAUAGGUAUUCAUAAUAUCUUAUAGUUUUCUCUUUUCUCAGUAUGAAAGCUCUUUUUAGGAUUAAUUUGAACAGAAAUUUGAUAGUGAGACAACUCUUCUCUUAUAUCUUAUUUUCCUUUAAACACUUGUGGCAAGUAAAGCAUAUAAUUAUAGAAUAGUCACUCUUACUUUAACCUCUUAUUAAGUCCUAUUAGCUUAUUAAAAGAAAGCUAUGAUGAUAACUCCAUAGGCUAGUCUUUUAGAUUCAAAUCUUAUAUAUGGUCUUAUUAUUGAAGUAUUAUUGAUGCUACCAUCACCAACUCCAUUCACUUAAAGAAUCAAAGUUGGAUUUCAUGAAAGAUAUUCAGGAACAUAACGAUACUAUUAUUUAAAUGAAAUCCUAACUUAUAUUCUUACAUGCAGAGUUGUUUUAUUAAUUAAAAUUGCACUUAAAUUUUAAGCAUUUUACAGUAGUCAAAUUGGCAGAUUAUGGUUUAAUAUAUCAAUUCUAUUUUUAGCCGUCUAUAUUCUACUGAUUUUGAUACGCAUUUAAUAUUUAAAAUAUGUAUGAAAGAUAUUCCUGGAUAUACUUUAAUGGGUUUAUUUGGUGCAGGAAUGCUGUUAUUUGGAUAUAGUAUGGAAAUAGCAGAACGAGCACUUUUGAGAGAUGAAACUUCCUUUACCAAUUAUAAUGUUGGAUAAUCUCUAUGGGUAACUCUUAUUACAAUUGCUACUGUUGGUUAUGGUGAUUUUUAUCCUACUACUGAUUUAGGACGUAUAUCUAUGGCUGUUUGUGUUUUUUGGGGAGUUUCAAAUACUUCUCUUUUUACUGCUAUGCUCUAUUCAAUGUUAUAAGCAGAAACUAGUGAAGAAUUAGUUUGGGCUCUACUUGAAAAAACUAAUGUCAGAAAUAUCAUGAAAGACUUAAGUUAAUUCUUAUUUGUUAGAAUACAAAGACUUAAAAUUAAAGCUCAAUCAUCAUUAACUACUGAUAUUAAUCUUUUUUCAGAAUAAGUUGAAAAAAUAUAAGAAUCAUUAAAAUCUAUUAGUUAAAUGAGAAGACAAUAUAGAGAUAUUGAUGGAGAAGCUACCAUGGCUAUGGUUAAAAGGAAAUUUAAAGAUAUUAAUAACAUGUUUGAAGAACAUCUUACAAUCUUAAAAGAAUCUAAACGUUUGCAACUUAUAAACAAUAUCAAUUUAUAAUAUUGCCAAGGUUUCAAUUUUAGUUCUGAUAAAAAAAACAAAUAAAGCUCUCCUCAUAUCUAAACCUAUCAAACUGAUGACAAAUAAAGUAAAGAUGAGGCCUUUUUUGCUAAUCUUUAAGACAAUGAAUCCAAUCUGCUUUUGAUGGACUUUCGUGAUUGA
This is a messenger RNA of Paramecium sonneborni, 1559 nucleotides long. The record is from the annotation of a GenBank genome assembly. NCBI's taxonomy places the organism in Eukaryota, Ciliophora, Oligohymenophorea, Peniculida, Parameciidae.